This is a messenger RNA of Galeopterus variegatus (Sunda flying lemur), 1064 nucleotides long. It is a transcript of the gene MAGIX, whose product is annotated as MAGI family member, X-linked. Gene Ontology annotation, molecular function: protein binding. The coding region runs from base 1 to 837 and encodes 278 amino acids. The transcript has 3 exons. Lineage: Eukaryota; Metazoa; Chordata; Mammalia; Dermoptera; Cynocephalidae. The record is from RefSeq and is a predicted model, not a curated record.
AUGCCACUGUUGUGGAACGCCCGUCCCAGGUACCACAUUAUCCUUCUAUUCAAGGCCACCUGCCUAGGGGCUGGUUAUCUAUGUACACCCGUGUCCUUACUCCAGCAUCGUCGGUCAGAGAAUCUGGGUACGUUUACAGCGCCUCCCCGAGUGACCCAGGGUAAGGCACGUUUUGCUUCAAAGCCGCUCCAGGCCUCUGGCCGGUUCUGUGUGGAUCUGGUCCGCGAUUCCGUAGGCUUUGGCCUCACCUUAAGUGGGGGCCGAGAUGCUGCUGCGGACGCUCCACUGGCCGUGCGCGGGCUGCUAAAGGACGGGCCAGCACAGCGCUGCGGUCGUUUGCAGGCCGGCGACCUAGUGCUCCAAAUUAACGGAGAGUCAGCGCUGGGCCUCACCCAUGCCCAGGUCGUGGAGCGGAUCUGCGCUGGAGGACCCCGGCUUCACCUUGUGCUCCACCGGCCUCUUGAGACCCACCCCGGCAAGCCUGAGGGGGUGGGAGGACCCCAGAAAGGAGAUAUUCUGCCAUCCCCAGUUCGCAGCCCAGAUCCUAGGGGGCUGGAGUUGAUGAGGUCUGGCAGCGGCAACAAUUCCCCAGUUCAGCACCCUCGAUCCCAUACAAAGCUCAAGACCCAGGGCAGCCCGGAGCCUGGUCCAGAGGCUGCGGCGGACAGCACCGCCAUUCUUCUUCCUGAGCGCCACACGGAGGACCCCGACAACCGUAUCCCCGGUUCCCCGGGGCCCUGGCUGGUGCCGAGCGAGGAACAGCUCUCGCGGGCCCUAGGGGUCCCGAGGGCUGCGCAGCUUGCUCAGGAGAUGGCAGCGGGAAGGCGGAGGCACUGAGCAUACAUCAGACGACUCCAUUCUCACUGGGUACGGCCCGACCUGGAUUUUUCGUGCCCCUCCGGCCUCUUCGCACUAUCAUCGCCCCAAGAGCUUCCAUUUGGUGUGAUCCCCCCUCCCGCUGCACAGUUGAUUGGCCCACACUCAACUCGCAGCGUCAGUGGUGCGGCCCUCCCAGACCCGCCAGCCCAGAGCUUGUUGGUUCAGGCGGGGGAGGUAAUAAAACG